GCUGCCUGUCACUUUUUACCACAUGUGCUUGAUAAUUUGAGGUUAGAUUAGCGUCAAAAUAAGACGAACUGGAAUGUUUAUUUAUUUUUUUCAUAUUCUAAACUUUUAAAAUAUGUCACGACCAGAAUAUUUAGCACCACCUGAAAUAUUUUAUAACGAAGAUGAAGCGAGGAAGUAUACGCAAAACUCACGUAUUAUCGAUAUUCAAGUUCAAAUGUGCGAGAGAGCGAUAGAAUUGUUAGUUCUUCCAGAAGAUAGUCCGUGUUACCUUUUAGAUAUUGGCUGUGGGUCAGGCCUUAGUGGAAGUGUCUUGGAGGAUCAGGGACACUAUUGGGUAGGCCUAGAUAUAGCCACAGCUAUGUUGGAUAUAGCAGGAGAAAGAGAAGUAGAAGGAGAUUUAAUGUUAGCUGAUAUGGGACAGGGAUGUCCUUUUAGAGCAGGUGCUUUUGAUGGUGCAGUGAGUAUAUCUGCUCUUCAAUGGUUGUGUAAUGCAGACAAAUCUUUUCACAAACCUGUACAAAGAUUGUAUAAAUUUUUUAGUACACUGUAUGCAUGUCUGAGUCGAUCAGCAAGAGCAGUUUUCCAAUUUUACCCUGAAAAUAGUGAACAGAUGGAGCUGGUAACCACGCAGGCCAUGAAGGCAGGUUUUUAUGGAGGUGUAGUAGUAGAUUAUCCAAAUAGUACUAAAGCGAAAAAGUUCUUUUUGGUAUUGAUGACAGGAGGUAGCGUUCCCUUACCGAAAGGUCUCGGAACUGGAGAAGAUUCACAAGGCGUUUCUUACACAUCGAAAAGAGAAAGACUGAAGCAACAAAGGGGAAAACCUUUAAAAAGUAGCAAACGUUGGAUUUUAGAGAAAAAAGAACGAAGGAAAAGACAAGGCAAAGAUGUUCGGCCGAAUUCUAAAUAUACAGGGAGGAAAAGAAGCGGCAAAUUCUAAUUUUCUAAAUUUGUUUUUCAUAAAAAUUGUUUAUUGGCUAAAUAAAAAAAAUAUUAGACCUAAAAACAAUGCAAAAGAUAUGUUCAUUUUUGAUUGUUUCUUUUUAUAAGAGAUUUUUUAAGAAAAGUUGGACAAUAAAAUAACCCUUUAUGUGUUCCUAACUUUUUAAUUCUUAGUUUUACUAAACAUUUGUAGCAUUUCAGCUAAAAUAUAACUCUGGUACAUAUGUUUAUUUUGGACUGGAAAAUAUAGGAUACCUACAAGAAGAAAGAAAAUCAAAUAUAGAAAUCUACAAAUCUCAUUUAAUGGGCGGGGAUUUCUCGAAAGAAAAC
This is a messenger RNA of Psylliodes chrysocephalus, 1269 nucleotides long. The record is from the annotation of a GenBank genome assembly. Lineage: Eukaryota; Metazoa; Arthropoda; Insecta; Coleoptera; Chrysomelidae.